This is a messenger RNA of Pyricularia pennisetigena, 543 nucleotides long. RefSeq lists its product as uncharacterized. Bases 1 to 543 code for a protein of 180 amino acids. The transcript is spliced from 2 exons. The record is from RefSeq and is a predicted model, not a curated record. NCBI's taxonomy places the organism in Eukaryota, Fungi, Ascomycota, Sordariomycetes, Magnaporthales, Pyriculariaceae.
AUGACCAUAAAACAACCACCUACCAGCCAUCAUAUAUCCUUGACGAACCCAACCUCGACAACCCUGUCCAUCGACAGCCUCAAGUUCGCAAUCUUGGCCCGCGUGUUCUCCCGGAUCCACAAAAAGGUGCUCAGCACCGUGGCCCUGAACCAGCCCGUCUCGGCCCGGACCCUCAUCUGGCCCUUGCCGACCACGUACAUGACCUUGGCCGCGUACGCGCGGUCGACCCUCUCCAGCUCCGCCACGAUGCGCACGUUCCUGUCCGCGGCGCCCGCCAUCGCAGCCGAGACCGCACCGGGGCCGAGGGCGGCGGCGGCGGCGGCCGUAGUAGUAUCCAGCGGCGGCAGGCUUCUGCGCUUCCUCAUGGCCUUUUCGUCGUCGACGGAGGCGCCGUCGGCCUCCGGCCCGGCGUCCCGACGCGCAUCUCCCGUGGCGGCCGCGACGGCCUCGACGGCGGCGCCCGUAGCGACGGCCCACUCUGCGCUGUCGCCGGCGCCGCGCUCCACGCCGCCCGCGGCCACAAACGCCCGCACCUGCUCGUAG